UGUUACGUGCUCCCGAGUAAGUAAGGGGUAACACUCAAGACAGCUCUCGAUGUUGCUCGGUCCGGCGCUGGCUACAAACAUGUUUCCGCUGAGACAGUUGAGCCCCGUGUUAUUCCUCCUGGCCGGCGCCUCGCUCUCCUGCCACCCGGGACCACCGGCUUCAUCCAUGAACAUCACCGGCAUUGUGUGCAGGUUUUCCAAGGAAGCCGCGCUGAUAUUCAACCAGGAGACCAGUGAUGUUAUCCAGGCGACGUUCCGGCACGCUUCGUUCCCCGAUAUGGCUGGAGAAAAAUCGAUUCUGAUGCUGGGCACCAUUUCAUAUGUUUUAAAAAAUUUGCAGAUAAUGAAUAUGUCUGUGGAAAGUAGUGAUGUAGAACUUAGUAAUGAAAAAGGAAUCCUAAUCUCGAUUGAAAAUGUGGCUGCCACCAUCAAGGGAAACAUGAACUACGCAUAUUCCAACUGGCUGUUACAGCUAAAUCACUCACUGGAUUUUGAAAUUCAGUCCCAGACUGAUGUUGAUCUUGCUCUGACUUUGGGGUGUGACAAUGGGAGAAUAGAGGUGACCAUCUCAGAUUGCCUGCUGAAUUUUGAUAAGCUAUCUCUGCAACUACAAAAACUGAGCAAGAUCAGCUGGAUUAAGCAACUGUUGACAGAUUUUGUUUCCUUCACUUUGAGACAUGUUCUUAAGGGACAGAUCUGUGCAGAAAUUCAUAAAAUGGCAAACCUACUGUCCGACUUCACUCUGAAACAAGCUGGAAUAUUUAUACGAGAUGGGGAGAUUUCCACAAGUACAGAAUUAACUGGUGACCCAGUGAUUACCUCAGGAUAUGUUGAAUCACAGCACAAGGGUAGUGUGUUCUACAGGAACCUCUCAGUUUUCCAGAAGCCCAGCGUCAUCCCGGUUGAAAGGGAGGAGACCAGAAUGUUCAGUCUGUGGGUUUCGGAAGCAGUGAUCAACUCUCUCCUGUUUGCAGCUUAUCAUGAGGACCGUUUGACUCUGAAGCUCGAGGACAAUGAUUUGCUGAAAGUAUUUGAAGAUGGAGAAUUUGAAAAUGUGCCAAAUAUUUUACAGCAGGUAUUUCCUGCUGUUCCAGUGAAUGAACUGAUGCUCAAACUCACGCCUCUCAGGCCCCCCAGCAUUCUCUUCAAACGUACAGGCACCAUUUUGGAGGGGUCUCUGUCUGUCGAGUUCGAUGUUCUGCCUGACAGCAAAGAGUCUCACACAGCACUGUAUAUGGAAGUGGAUAUUGAAACUACUGUCCAAUCAUCGUAUGCAAACAGGAAAAUCCAACUGUGGCCCUCCUCAAAUCGCUGGAGCAUCAAAGCUAUAAAGCACAAUCCAGCUGUCACCUUGGAUGAGAAUAAAGCCAACUAUUAUUUGGAGAAUUUUUUCUCAAGUGGUGGAUUACAAAACAUUAUGUCCUAUGUGGAGUUUUACAUAACAGCACUGCUUGACAAGAAAGGACUGCACUAUUUCAACGUCACCAACACUGUGCUGGAACCAAGCAAGGGUUACAUGCUCGUUGCAACUGACUUUCAUUUUCCACGUCAGCUACUGGAAAGUUUCCUUCAAAACCUCACGUCAACCACGAGAUCCUGACCUCGGAGAACGGCAGUGGGGACUCGACAUGAUGGGACUUUGUAGUAACUUGAAAAGCAGUUCUGUCUUUGUACUGACAUGAUUAACUGGGUUUCAUGAACUGGUGAUUUACUGUGAUUACUCUGGACCAUUGUGUUGACUUGUAUAUAUGAAAAGAAUUCAAUCAAAUGAAAUACCAAACAUGGCAAAUAGUUCCA
Mobula hypostoma (lesser devil ray) is the source of this 1797-nucleotide messenger RNA. RefSeq names its product cholesteryl ester transfer protein, plasma (gene cetp). The coding region runs from base 50 to 1600 and encodes 516 amino acids. The transcript has 16 exons. Gene Ontology annotation, molecular function: cholesterol transfer activity; cholesterol binding; phosphatidylcholine binding. The record is from RefSeq and is a predicted model, not a curated record. Gene Ontology annotation, biological process: triglyceride transport; low-density lipoprotein particle remodeling; reverse cholesterol transport. NCBI's taxonomy places the organism in Eukaryota, Metazoa, Chordata, Chondrichthyes, Myliobatiformes, Myliobatidae. Gene Ontology annotation, cellular component: high-density lipoprotein particle.